Molecule: messenger RNA, 1081 nt
Organism: Rhododendron vialii
Lineage: Eukaryota; Viridiplantae; Streptophyta; Magnoliopsida; Ericales; Ericaceae
Exons: 4
Coding region: 1-858 (285 amino acids)
Source: RefSeq, a predicted model, not a curated record
AUGCCUCACGACAACCAAACUUCUCUUUGGUCAGGAGCUGGUAGUGGAGCUCCAUUGUGGAGUACGUCAAACAAUGAAGGUACCGAAGAUGGGGGUGAAUAUGGUGCAAGUGAAACGGAAGAGGAGGAUCCCAUGGAAACCGACGAAAGUUUGUUCCUUGAAGAUGAAGAUGAUGUUCCUGAACAUGUCGCACACGCUGUCUACGAGAAAGAUGUGCAAUAUCUUGAAAUGCUUAAGAAUCAUGCACUUCAAUACGUCCCAGUUGAGAUUGUGAGGAUACCGUACCAUACGUCUACACACAACGGUUUUGAUUGGGUGAUGUCAGUCUUAACUUGCCCAAAUGCUAGAAGGUGUCCUGAGAACUUCUCCAUGACAAGCGAAGUUUUCGUGAAGCUAUGCGAGGAAUUGGUUUUCAAAUACGGCUUCCACACAAUACGAAGACAUGCAAUCGGAAUUUUUGAGAGCCUCACAAUGUUUUUAUGCAUAUUGCGUGGAUGCUCCAUAAAACUCGUGGGGGAGUUAUUAAACCAUGGGCAGGCUACCUGUUCAAGGCAAAUCAAUAAAGUAUUGGUUUGUGUGACGCGUAUGGCCAAAGAAGAGAUUCAACCGCGCGAUAAUCACCCACAUUCUUACUUGUCACAUAGACCUCAGUAUAGACAUUUCAUGGAUUGCAUUGGGGCGAUGGAUGGUACGCAUGUAUUUUGCAACCCGCCGCCGAAAGAUGCCACAAAAUAUUUUGGUCGCAAGGGUGGCCACACGAUGAACAUAAUAGCCAUUUGCGAUUUUGAUAUUUGGGGUGUGGAAAAGUCGGUGGAGAAUGAUGAAGGAGAGCUCAACUUAUCCACUUCGCAUUCAUAAGCUGUUUGUUAUUGCUUCCAUGGCAAUACACAACUACAUUAUACGGAAUUCUAUACACGAUGACGAAUUGGAAGAAGCGAUCUGGACGGACGAGAGGUACGUGUUCCAGGAUCUGCCAGACAUUGAUCCCACGUAUGCGGCGCAGGAGGACACUGAAGGUUACCUAUAUCCUCAGUCUGCAAAUACUUUGGACAUGGAAGUCGUGCGGCACGGCAUAAUGACA